Messenger RNA from Aspergillus udagawae, 582 nucleotides. RefSeq lists its product as uncharacterized. The record is from RefSeq and is a predicted model, not a curated record. Bases 1 to 582 code for a protein of 193 amino acids. The transcript has 2 exons. Gene Ontology annotation, molecular function: protein binding. Lineage: Eukaryota; Fungi; Ascomycota; Eurotiomycetes; Eurotiales; Aspergillaceae.
AUGGACAGCAACGACUUUCUACCGUACGCUGCCCUUCAUUGGGCGCUGCACUAUCUUUUGCAGGACGCCAGCGCUGCUCGCCAGCUCCAGACCAACGCUCUUGUACUCUGCAAUGUGACUGACCCGCACACCAAAGCUUGGAUAGACCGUUACUUUGAUUAUGACUAUGAGAAUGCGGUUGAUUGGACUCCUUUGAUAUUGGCGACCUAUAUCGGUCUCCCAAUUGUGGUCCAGGCGCUUUUGGAUUCGGGCAGUGACGCCACCAUCCAAGACGACGAGGUUGGCGCAGCCCUGUGGUUGUCCAGAUACUUUUGGAUUGCUGCAGUGUCAGUGUCACCUCCUCAAAGCAAAGAGUACUCCAUAGCAUUGCGCUUCGCAACCAACGCGGGCCGAGACGAUAUCGUGGAGAUGUUGGAGGCUGUACAUGCCGACCCCAAGGCUUUACUAGAUUAUACUUUUAUAGGCUCAUCCAUUACAAGCCCAGCUAGUGUUCGGAUUAUCAACCAAUUGUUCCUGGUCCUCAUGCGCGACAGAGGGUGGAAAAACUCUCCGCGGCAAGCUCAGAAACAAAUACUUGCUUAA